AGCAAACGGCGUUUUUUCGUGUGUGCGCAGGCUGAGAACAGAACGGUGGUCUAAACAGUAAAACACUCGUAUCUUCACACCGUAAAUACGAUUUAUUUUUAGAUUAAUUCUGCUAUCUUUCAGUGUCGCACAAAUUGUUUUGAUUUUUCCACCCUCUUCUGUUCGAGGCUGACGGGAUGACCACGUGACCCGCGCGCCGACCAAUCCCGUGGCAGAAGAACACGGCUCGUAAUUUUGAACAGACGGAGAGCAGCCAGCCAGGCAGAGCUGAGAAUCAUCAAUGUAUGCUGCCAUUCACAAGCUGGUAGCAAAACAUCCACAAACCCUUCCCUGAGUAAUGGAUAUAUUUUACCUCUUUUCAUAUCGGAUGAAGUGAAAUCUUUUUCUGAUAAAUAUGAGUACUCAUAUUAUCACCCCUGGACCGUACCGAGCCACAAAACUGUGGAAUGAGGUGACCCGUUUGUUUCGGGCUGGUAUGCCCCUCAGAAAACACCGCCAAAACUUGCGGCACUACGCCUCCUGCUUCACCGCCUCUGCCGCUGUGGAUUGGCUGCAUCAGCUGCUCCGUAGCAACAGCAAUUUUGGCCCUGAUGUCACCAGACAGCAAACAGUGCAGCUCCUGAAGAAGUUUCUGAAGAACCAUGUGAUCGAAGAUGUGAAGAGUCGCUGGGGAACGGAGGAUCUGGAGGACAACAACAUGCUGUACAGAUUCCCUUCCACUUCUCCCCUGAAGCCCAUUCCCCGUUCAGAUCCAGCCUCAGCCCCUGGCUCCAUUAAGAAAAGGCCUUCAUUCAGGGACAAGGAAGGUUUCUUCAGGUUUAGGAGUAUCAAGAAGCAUGAGAAGGAGACACAGGAAAAUGUAGAUCCUGCCCUCCAAGCAGGGGGAGAGAAUCAGCCAAUAGGAGAGCAGCAGGUGCAGAGGAGAGAGUUGACAGUGGCGGAUGAACAGGAGAUCUGGAAAGACAUCACCGUGACCCACCUGCAGAGGAUUCUGGGUGUUGCAUCUCUUGAUGAAGUUUUAGACCAACGUUAUGUAAACCCACAUAACAUCAUUCAUAACAUGACCAAAGUCAACAAGCAUGGAGUGGUCACACUGGACGACAAGACCAAUGACCUUCCACACUGGGUUUUGUCUGCCAUGAAGAGCCUGGCCAACUGGCCGAAGUACGACAGCGCACAGCCGUCCUAUCCCGGCUUUGAGAGAGAUGUCUUCAAAACAGUGUCUGAUUACUUCUACAGCCUUGCACAGCCUUUACUCACAUAUGAACUGUAUGAACUAUUUAUCAACGUCCUAGUGUUUUGUGGGUACGUUGCAGCACCCACGACACACCAACAUGGGAAACGCAAGAAGCCUGACCUCCCCUCAGCCCCCCCUCCAGCCAAGACAUCUUUCCGCUCCACAGAGUGUCUCCUCUUGUCGCUGCUCAGACAGGGGACAUGUGAUGAGACGGAGUCGCCAAUGACAGAGGUGCUUGGUGGGAAGCUUCAGUCACGGCUGGCAGCGCUGAAAGGAGGCAUUGCCAGUGCAGGUGAUGGUCAGUUAGGAGGCAGCUGCAUGAGCUUGGGUACAGUUGGUUCUAUGAGGCCUCAAACCAGGAGUUGCUCACUAGAAACUGUCCUAGAUACCUCUGCCCCUCUCACCCGGCAACAGCUAUUCCUGUCCAGUGACAGCCUGGCAUCCUGCGCCUACAGCAACAGAAGCCAGGAUGACAGCCCUGCCACCACAACACCCCACAGUCAAAAAGACUUUACAUCUGUAUCCAAAGCCACCCCCAUUACUUGUGAAAAUGCCCCAGGAGGUAUAACCAGAAAUAGACUGCCUGUAGUUUCUGUCGCAGAACUGUCAGUCACACAGAGGUUGCGCCCCUUGCGGCCACGCAGCAUAGGAAGCUGUCUGGACAUUGUCAUAGAAACCGGGGAGGAAGAUGUCAUGGAGACCAAGUGGCAGGGCCGAGCAACCAGCUGCCUUAACGUGAACACUACUGCAGACCAGCAUCACUCCUCCUCAGCUUCACGUCCUCCCUUGUUGUCCUCCUAUCAUCCCUCCUCUUCCUCCUAUCAUCCUUUCUCCUCCUUCUCUUCAUCUGCUACGGCCAAAGUACAAGAGUCUCAUGCUACUACAGGACCUAGUGGGCCCAGACCCGCCUCAAGUACCUCUAAUCUUUGGACGCUCCCUGCACCUGCUGUUGUGCGGCGCUGCCUCAGCUCUCUGGAUGUGUCAAAGCCGUCUCGACCUGUUUCACUGUUCAAACCGCCUGUCUGUGUGCCCACCAGCAACUUGCAGCCCCCCCAACCCAAACCUGAGCACAGCCUUCUCCAUCCCCAGUGUGAGCGUGUAGCCAUUGAGGCCCUGCAGCUCUGCACCCUCCUCCUCCCCCCCGCAUCCCGCAGGAAGUUGCAGCUCCUCAUGAGGAUGAUGUCACGCAUCAGCCAGAACGUGGACAUGCCCCGCCUCCACCCUGCCAUCGGCACCCGAACACUGAUGGUUCACACGUUUUCAGGCUGUGUCCUGGGCAGCGCUGAGGAGUGUGAUUUGGAUGAGCUGUUAGCUACCAGACUGGUGUCAUUUCUAAUGGACCAUCAACAAAGCAUCCUCUCAGUCCCAGAGUACCUACUCAGUGCUAUAAAAGACCAUAUACGUUACCUGCACACAGUACAGGUCCCAAUCGAUGGUGUUUCUAAUGUUGAUGGCAGCAAUCCAGUUUGCGUUCCAGUACCCAUCUACGCAUUUUGUCAUCAGAUUAGCGCCACUGAGUUUGAACAGCAAAAACUGGCAUCUUCCCAAAAGGCCAUGGAGGAGUUGCUGGAGAUCCUGCUGACAGACCAAAAAUUAAGUGAGAAGGACAGACGCAAGAAACUGAAGCAGUUUCAGAAACAGUACCCAGACAUCUACAGCCGUCGGUUCCCCUCCUCAGGCUGGGAAAACAACAAGCCAAAGAUUAAACCUCCCCUCCUCAACAUCAAGAAAACCAAAGCUUUCAGCAUCAGGAACUAAACUAACCAUUACAGGUGUAACCAUUAUAGAAGUCACCACAUUUAUGCCAUUUUUGCUGCACUAUUACUGCACUGAUCCUAAGAGAUUUGGAAAAUUAACCUCUCUUUGCAGCCAUGAACUUUUCCUUGUUACAUUGGAAAUACUCUUAUUCCUGUUAGGGUUCCUCAUUCAUGUACUAAUAUGAGUUAAUGCAGGUUGGAAGACUUCUACAAUGGUAAAUGUGUGUAUUCAUGUCGUGUGAAUGUGUGUGAAGUGUGUUGACAGCUGAGUAAGAUGAAGGCAGGUAGACAGACAGUUGCUCCUUAGAGCAGUUCACAUUAAUUAGUGUUCAAAUGUAACAUGUUUUUAUGAAGCAGGGUUUUUUUUUUUUUGUAAAAUGUUAUGUUUUGGGGGGUUUUGAGUAACAUCUGUGUUCGUUUGGACCAGUCAGACUUUCUCUCUUUACCCAUUUUAUUUUCCCCUCACCUGUCGUCUCUAUUGCUAGCUGAUACUGACCUGUGUGUGUGUGUGUGUGUGUGUGUGUGUGUGUGUGUGUGUGUGUGUGUGUGUGUGUGUGUGUGCAUGUGUGUACAAGUUUUAGAGUUAAUUUUGGGAGGAAAAAAUAUGCAAUUCUGAGGUCACUGGUCCAUAUGGGAAUAAUUAGAUUAUAGAUUUCUUAAUUUAUAUGAAUGAUGACAUUGGGAGCAGUGCUAGAUAUGUCUUUGCUUGAAGUGUUUCUUGUCAUGUUUUUAUAGACUUUACUAAACAUUUUAUAUCAUAGAAUCUCAAGGUUUUAUUUGAAAUGCUCUUUAGUCUUUUGACGUUGAACCUUCUUCUCAAUGUCCAUUCUUGUCCUUUGCCUCUGGUUUUCUUUUUCCUUCUGUUGCUUUCAUUUGUGUGGUGUGUGUUUUUAAAGCAUUUUUACAGUUAUGUUUUAGGUUUUCUCAUAGGGGAUCUUUUGAUUUUCAGAAUCUCAGUUUUUCAGUUUCUUGUAUUCCUUGUGUUUGUGUGUUUCAUCUCAAACCCAUCCCUGCUUAGUUUACUGGCUAGAGAAAUGUUUUGCACUGGAUUUAGGCAUUGUGAAUGGCCAGUAGGUUUAUGCCAGUCAACAGAAUGGUUAAUUUCUACAUAUUUAAUGCAUAUUAGACUCCCUAUAGAAGGUUUCAGCAGACCCGUAUCAAGUUUUGGGUAUACUGUUGCUACUGCUUAUAAAUAAAGCCUCAUGAAGUGUUUUUUCAACAACUAAAGCAUUAAUCAUUUGAAAGCAGUGAAGUGGCUAUUGGCUGUACCUAUUGCUUCUCAUGAGAGUAGCUGGUGUCAGAUGGCAUCCAUUAAUUUCAGCAAUGGAUGCUAACAGGUAAUUAGUAAACUGCAAUACACAUUAUAUAUACCCAUAUUAUGUCAAGUGUCUGAGAAAGUGUCUCAAAAUGGCAAGCUGUACGUUUAUUUAAUUUAUCUUAUAUGAAGUAUUAGUUCUACCCUGAUAUGUUUGUCUAUACCUCAGUUCAAAUAGCGUGUGUAUGUCUAACCAUGUAUACACUCAUCAGCAGUGUUUUGGGCAAAGACUUUUACAGAGGGGAGUGUACAUUGUAAACCCACAGUUGUACUCUUCCUCCACAUUGUUUACUAUGCAAACCCCUGGGAAAUAAACCUGUUCAACUGUUCUAUUUA
Siniperca chuatsi (mandarin fish) is the source of this 4645-nucleotide messenger RNA. RefSeq names its product DEP domain containing 1a (gene depdc1). Gene Ontology annotation, biological process: intracellular signal transduction. The transcript has 12 exons. Bases 395 to 2995 code for a protein of 866 amino acids. The record is from RefSeq and is a predicted model, not a curated record. Lineage: Eukaryota; Metazoa; Chordata; Actinopteri; Centrarchiformes; Sinipercidae.